Molecule: messenger RNA, 1074 nt
Organism: Mya arenaria
Lineage: Eukaryota; Metazoa; Mollusca; Bivalvia; Myida; Myidae
Exons: 6
Coding region: 71-973 (300 amino acids)
Source: RefSeq, a predicted model, not a curated record
AAAAAGUAUAAAAGGUGGUGGUUUGACGUAGCCGGCAUUCAAUAAGGAUUCACCGACCAGACAUAUCACCAUGAAGUAUCAAUUGCUGCUCGUCGUCGCUCUCUUCACAGUCAGCUCAGUUUCUGCCCGCGGUAAACAGCCACCAUGCAAAGGUAAGAUGUGCGGUGGCUACGGAGGUGGAAUGGGCGGCGGAUUCGGAGGUGGAAUGGGCGGCGGAAUAGGCGGCGGAUUCGGAGGUGGAAUGGGCGGCGGAUUCGGCGGCAUGUCCGGUGGUUAUGGUGGCGGUUUGGGCGGCGGAAUGAGCGGUGGGUACAUGGGAGGGUACGGUGGAUUUACCGGUGGAAAGAAAUUUGGCGGUGCUGGCGGUUAUGGAAGUGGAGGCGGCGGAUACGGUUAUGGUGGAGGAUUCGGUGGUGGUAUGUCCGGCGGAUAUGGAGGCAUGUCUAGCGGACUAGGUGGAUACGGUGGCAUGUCCGGCGGACACGGUGGUGGUGGACACGGCCACGGCGGCGGUUACGGUGGCGGCAUGUCCGGUGGAUACGGUGGCGGCUUUGGCGGUGGAAUGAGCGGUGGAUACAUGGGAGGACAUGGUGGAUUUACCAGCGGAAAGAAAUUCGGCGGUGGUGGCGGUUAUGGAGGUGGAGGAGGGGGAUAUGGUGGCGGAUAUGGCGGUGGUAUGUCCGGCGGAUACGGUGGUGGAUACGGUGGCAUGUCCGGCGGAUACGGUGGCGGAUUCGGCGGCAUGUCUGGCGGAUUUGGUGGUGGAUACGGUGGCAUGUCAAGUGGAUACGGUGGCGGAUACGGUGGAAUGUCUGGCGGAUUCGGUGGAGGCAUGUCCGGUGGUUAUGGCAGCAGAGGCCGAUAUUGCAAAUGCGCUCCACGGUGCAACAAAUGGCAGAAGUUUGUCGGCCGAUGCCCAUGGUGCAAGAAGGGCUGCAAGCUGGUGUUCUGUUGCAACCGCGGUAAAAUGUAAACUCUAUGAGAUACUGACAUCUUACGAACUUCUACUGAUAACCUCAUUCUACAAUAUACAUUCAGUGUAUUUAUUUUAAUUAAAGCAUUUUGAAAAUGCAA